Messenger RNA from Cutaneotrichosporon oleaginosum, 1503 nucleotides. RefSeq lists its product as uncharacterized. NCBI's taxonomy places the organism in Eukaryota, Fungi, Basidiomycota, Tremellomycetes, Trichosporonales, Trichosporonaceae. The record is from RefSeq and is a predicted model, not a curated record.
CGCGUUCUCUCCUCUCUUCACUCAAACCCCCCUCCAUCGCCCAUCCAUCUCGACAUAGUUUAUGCCAAACGCCAUGGACUUUGGCAGUCUCUCUAAGUCUCACAUGAAGCGCAAGCAAGCAAUCGUCCUCCCUCCUCGCCGCGCUGGGGAAGCCUUCGCGCUCCUCGCCCGGGUACAAUGCUCCGCCGAGCGCGUACAUGCAGGGGUCAUACUCGCCAUCUCUGACCAGCUCGGACGAAAGCCACGACGCGUCGUACAACUUUAGCGAACGCAGUGCCGGCUCCAUCUACCACGGCGUCGGGCGAAGCGUGAGCGGAUCCAGUUCUAGCAGCAUGUACGGGCGCUCGCAGGCGCCCUCCCAGGUCCCCCGCAAUGUGCGGCGCGUCGAAGACGUGUUUGUCCUCGUUCGCGAGCGCGUGUUUCAGUGGAGCUACCUGAUGCAGUGGUACAACGGCGACCAGCCAUGGCUCAACACCGUUCAUGUAGAGCGCAGCGCACUGGAAGCUGCCCUCGGGACAAAGCAACUCGACACUCUUGCGCGGCAAGAGUAUGCCCUGGGUCUGUCGCUCGCAGCGCUGUUUGACAUUGCUGGCGCACAGGACUUUCUCCGCGCCGCAUAUCAGCUUAUGGGCGAGUGGGAGCAGUGGUCGGAGCAGAGCGCAAACAGUGGCAAGGUUGUUGGUCCAAUUCGCAACUUCUUCCGCCCACGACGCCCCGUUCCCCGUCCCAGCGCGGCGCAGAGCACGUCAACGGCAGAGGUAACGAUCGCAUCAAUUGAUGCCUCAUCAGACGCCUUUUUGGUCCUAGCCGUUAUGCCCUUCACCCCCGACUACUUCCAAGUACAUGCCUCGACCUGCUCAAUCAUCCGCGACGUGUACAAGAAGAUCCUGAAUAUGCUCCUGCCGAACGUGCAGGGCGUGCGCUCAAACGACCCAGCGUACGGCACGCUUCUCCACCCAACAGCCUUCAUCAACAUCCGUGGCAACGACACAGGCAUAAUCAGUGUCGCAACAGACGCCGCCCUUUUCGGCGACAUGCCCAAGAACAGCGCAUUUGUAGGCGAGGGCCAGAAGCUCGUGCAGCCCGUAAUAGACCUGCUCCUCAAGGUCGACAGCCGCCUCAAGAAGCACUACUUGUCCCUUGUGCGCGACGGAGACACUAUCGCGCGCCGCGUCCUUGACGACGAGUUGAGCGCCUUGAAUGCCAGUAUGACAUCGGGCCCGGCGCUCCGUUUCAACCCCCCCGUACACCUUGAGACCGCGGCCUAGGGUCAGCCGCGCCUCGCCCACCGCUUAAUCAACAUGGCCUUUAAUGGCGCGAGGCGCGCACCACCGCCUUCCCAGUCCCAGGCGCGGCCUUAGCCGUCGCGCCAGGCGGAGCUCGGUGCCAGUUAUUCCUGUAUAGUUCUGUGGAUAGACCGCCUAAUAUACGUUACUAGCCUUGUACGGCUCGCUGGUGGAAAUAAUACAGUGCCACAUGCAUGCCUCUAGUAUCCCAGCGUGC